Molecule: messenger RNA, 3341 nt
Organism: Ictalurus punctatus (channel catfish)
Lineage: Eukaryota; Metazoa; Chordata; Actinopteri; Siluriformes; Ictaluridae
Gene: mfsd2ab
Product: MFSD2 lysolipid transporter A, lysophospholipid b
Exons: 14
Coding region: 210-1787 (525 amino acids)
Biological process (GO): carbohydrate transport
Cellular component (GO): membrane
Molecular function (GO): lysophospholipid:sodium symporter activity
Source: RefSeq, a predicted model, not a curated record
AUGAAUGGAGUGGAGUGACUGACUCCGGUGUAUUUCAAUUGGCCCGCUCUCAAGCGUGUGGUUUAACGUGUAGUCGGUUACAAACGGCGUUCACGGAACAGUUACACUUCAAAUAAACACCUCAGACGGUAGAGUUUUAUCUGUCGGUUAGCUGUGUUUACCACAUUCUUCCAGAACACUAGUGGUUUUUUGGAGAGAAGCGUCGCGACAUGGCCAGAGGUGCAGGAGCUGAGCAGUACUCCAACGCCAGCAUGCUGAAGAAAACCGAGCCUAAUGAAGUCAGAACCGGUCAUAAGAGUGAAGUGAAUCGUCACUUGUCGGUGUGCAGUAAGCUGUGUUAUGCCGUAGGAGGAGCGCCUUAUCAGAUCACAGGAUGUGCCUUGGGUUUUUUCCUCCAGAUCUAUCUCCUAGAUGUUGCUCUGCUGGAUCCAUUCUAUGCCUCCGUUAUCUUGUUUGUGGGACGAGCCUGGGAUGCCAUCACCGACCCAACCGUGGGAUUCCUGGUCAGCCGGACUCCGUGGACCAGAUUUGGGAGGAUGAUGCCAUGGAUCAUUCUAUCCACUCCUUUUGCAGUCAUAUCCUACUUUCUCAUCUGGUACGUGCCUCCUGUUGAUCAGGCCAAAGUCGUCUGGUACCUCAUCUUCUACUGCCUCUUCCAGAGUCUGCAAACGUGCUUCCAUGUGCCAUACUCAGCCCUCACCAUGUUCAUCAGUGCAGAACAGAAGGAGAGGGAUUCAGCCACCGCCUAUCGUAUGACUGUGGAGGUUUUGGGAACAGUCAUUGGCACUGGAAUCCAAGGCCAGAUCGUGGGGAUGGCCAAUACACCCUGCAUACCAGUUGGAAAUGAUCUCAACUCCACUUUCCGGAAUUCUGGAUCUGAGGUCAACAUCAGCCAACCAGAUCUUUCCCUGGACAAAAUAAGAAAUGCUUACAUGAUUGCCUCAGGGGUUAUUUGUGCCAUUUAUAUCCUCUGUGCCAUCAUACUCUUCUGUGGUGUGAAGGAACGCAAAGAAACCUCAAAGGUCCAAUCAAAGCACAUGUCCUUCUUCCGGGGCAUCCGUCUAGUAAUGGGCCAUGGUCCGUAUGCCAAGCUGGUGAUGGGCUUCCUGUUCACCUCUCUGGCGUUUAUGCUCCUGGAGGGCAACUUUGCUCUGUUCUGUUCCUACACCCUGGGCUUCAGAGAUGACUUUCAGAACGUCCUACUGGUCGUCAUGCUCUCCGCCACUCUCACCAUCCCAUUCUGGCAAUGGUUCCUUACUCGAUUUGGAAAGAAAACCGCCGUCUAUGUUGGGACUACAAUCGUGAUUCCAUUCUUGAUCACAGUGGUCCUGUUGAAAAGUAAUCUCAUCGUGACCUACGUUAUUGCCAUUGCUUCUGGAGUCAGCAUUGCUGCUGCCUUCCUCCUCCCCUGGUCCAUGCUUCCUGAUGUGGUUGAUGACUUCAAAGUUCUGAAUCCAGAAUCCCAGGGGCAUGAAGCCAUCUUCUACUCCUUCUAUGUGUUCUUCACAAAGUUUGCCUCUGGAGUUUCUUUGGGAAUUUCAACUCUAAGCCUUGAUUUUGCCGGAUAUGUAACGAGAGGUUGCACACAACCAAAAGCAGUGGAUGUUACACUGAAGGUUCUGGUCUCUGCUGCUCCAGUUGCACUAAUCAUCAUAGGACUCCUCAUCUUUACCUCUUAUCCAAUCAACGAAGAGAGGAGGCAGGGAAACCGCAAACUGCUCAACGAGCAAAGGGAGCUGGAGUUGGCAGCAGACUCGUCAGAAACCGAGCUGGUCAAUGUAUUGUAACAUCACACAACUCUAAAGAGGGCAUUUAUUGGACGACCAAAUAAUGGACCCUCCGAGACAAAUUGCCCACAGAGGCAUUCAAGCCAAUCGUGUUUAAUCAACUGUGUUCACAUGACUUCUACUUCCUUAAGAACCUCAAGCGGAGGAUCUGAAACAUGCAGGUUACAUUGCUUUUUAGUGUCUGGAAGCUGCUCAACCACAUGCAAGGCCAAAAGACACAAAAGCUUGAAAUGUGUUAUGAACGUAUGCAUGUUUUGUUUGUGCUGCCUACAGUAGUGCUACUUGUCACAAUGGAAUUAAAAAGUGUCCUGUACUUGAAAAGCAUAAUGCUCUCACACUACACUAAGGUUCUCCACCGGGCAGAUGAUUGGGAGAAACGUCACAUCAUGGUUCUUUUUGAAAUUCAAGUAUGUUUCAUUAAAUCCAGGGUACCUCUUUUUAAUACCUGAAGCAAGUUUAUACAUUACAAGGAAUAAUUAGCACAUUUGGAGUGCUAAUACAGCAGUAUACUACACUACAUUAUAACACUGUACAGAAUAAAGCCGUGUGCAUGCGCAUACAUCUGUGCACAUUUAAUACAAAUCCACAAUCUUUUAUUUUUGUAUAGAAACAGUAUACGGUCGGUCUAGUUUAGACUCCAAAGCAACAUUUUAUCUCUGUGCAAAUAGCAACUGUGGGAUAUAAACAAAAGACAAGUUCAAACAGCACCCUGGGGGGCAAAAUUCCAGUAUUUGCACAAUAACAGUGCACGAUGUUGAAUCUUGGUGUUUUGACUUGGACAGUGUUGGUCCUUCAUAGUUGACUGCCUCAAAUAUGAGAAGAAUGAAGCUCUUUAAUAAUUUAAUAUUUUUAAUAUUAUGUUUGUUUGGUCGUGUCAACAACUAUGUAAUGCCGCUUGAAGAGGAAGGGAAAAAUGCUCCUGGACCUAAUUGAUGUCUGUACAUUUAAGAUUCUUUUGAUGUUGCAUUGCUGUGGUUUUUUUUGUGUCUGUGUGUUUGUGUGUCCUUCAUUUGCAUGUGAAUCUUUUGGCUCUCCAGAAGUUCCCAGAUGGCAUAAGGGAUGCACUAGUGUUUUAUUUAAGUGUUAGAAUAAUGCAUUAUAAUAUUCUAAUAUUAAAUAUAUAAUGUAAAAUUUGAAAGUGAUUUUGUAAAUAUGGACCGAUAAGGAAAGAUUCUGUUGUGACAUUUAAAAAGCCAACUAUGAAUUUGAUUUUAAAUUGCAGAUUUUAUUUAUUUAUUUAUUUUUAUUUUUAAACUUUUUUUUUUUUUGCAUUUCAUCUCUUUAUUCAGGCCUGAGAUGAUUUCUGAAUAUACAUUUGUGUAUGUUGCCAUAUGUCAUACAUAUAUUAAUGUAUCUACAUUUGAUGCAGAAUCUCUUGGAGAUCACUGAGGACUUUUGUACAUAUUUAUGUGUAAAUAUGUAUAUAAAUGUUUGUACAACAUUUAAAUACUUUAGGUGUUAAUGACUGUAAAAAGAGACAACCUGUAUGUGGAGUUAUUUAAAGUUUUUGCCAGUUGAAUCUGAAAUGGUUAAUAAAUGCUAAUUAACUCUUUA